Molecule: messenger RNA, 1541 nt
Organism: Amborella trichopoda
Lineage: Eukaryota; Viridiplantae; Streptophyta; Magnoliopsida; Amborellales; Amborellaceae
Source: RefSeq, a predicted model, not a curated record
CCUCAAACCCUAAUUUUCCGAGUAAAGAAAUAAACAAACAGACGAAAAGAGUUCCAUAAAACCUAAUUUCCUCUUUCUGAUCGUGUUUCUGCACGCUUUGGUUGCAGGAACCAUGAAUUCUAAUGGAGCUACCAGCUCUGUCAGUAGUGGCCCUAAUGAAGCUUCAAGGAGAAACUCCAAGAGACCUAAAUAUUCUAAAUUCACGCAACAGGAGCUUCCAGCUUGCAAGCCACUUCUUACACCAGGAUGGGUCAUCACAGCGUUUACAUUGAUUGGUGUCGUCUUCGUUCCCAUUGGGGUUGCUUCCUUGCUUGGAUCUCGUGAUGUUGUUGAAAUUGUCUAUCGAUAUGAAUCCGAGUGCAUACCACAAAGUUUUAGUGAUAAGAAGCUUGAGUUUAUACAAAGUAGUGAAACUAACAAGACCUGCACGAGGACUUUAACUGUACCAAAGCAUAUGAAAGCCCCAGUUUUUGUCUAUUACCAGUUGGAUAACUUCUAUCAAAACCACCGUAGGUAUGUCAAGAACAGGAGUGACAAGCAGUUGCGGGAUAAAAAAAGUGAAAGGACCACUGCCUUAUGCACUCCUGAGGCUACCUUAAAUGGGUCCCCGAUUGUACCUUGUGGUCUGAUUGCUUGGAGUUUGUUCAAUGACACAUAUCAAUUUUCUCGUAAUGAUAACGGUAGAUUGUUGUCCGUCAACAAAACCAACAUUUCUUGGAAGAGUGACCGUGAUAAUAAGUUUGGUAAAGACGUUUAUCCUAAGAAUUUCCAGAGCGGACGCUUGAUAGGUGGUGCCAAACUUGAUCCUAACAAAUCUCUAAGUGAACAAGAGGAUCUUAUUGUUUGGAUGAGAACAGCUGCAUUGCCCACCUUUAGGAAAUUAUAUGGCAGGAUUGAGGCGGACCUUUUAGCUAACGAAAAGAUAACUGUGAAAAUAGAGAACAACUAUAACACGUACAGCUUUGGUGGCAAGAAGAAGCUGGUACUUUCAACCACAGGCUGGCUUGGUGGAAAGAACGACUUUCUUGGCAUAGCUUAUCUCUUGGUGGGGGGGUUGUGCUUCUUUAUGGCUCUGCUUUUCAUGAUUGUGUAUCUAGCAAAGCCAAGGCCUCUUGGAGAUCCAUCAUACUUAUCCUGGAACAGGAAUCCCUCUGGACUGUGAACUUGGUACUCAAAUAAGUGAAUGGUUUUUCAGUUGUGACUAAGGUGCUGGGCUUCCUUGAAUGAGCUCUUUCUCCAUGCUAAUCAGAUCAAGGUGUAUAGUUUCGUGUCCCAAGCAUCUAAUACCUAUGUAGUUAGUUUCAUAAGAAAAAGGAUACAUUUUUUCAAUCUUUUUAAUUCCUUUCUUAGUCAUCACUUGUUUGUAAUAUUAAACUACUGUUUAGCACUGGCUGAAAGAGAAAUUAAAAGGACAUAUGCCUUUUUUCUGAUUUUGAAUCCCGAGACACCAUAGAUGUUUUCUAUGGAGCUUUGUAAUAUUAAACUGCUGUUUAGCACUGGCUGAAAGAGAAAUUAAAAGGACAUAUGCCUUUUUUUCUGAA